AUGAUUUCGCUUUCGCGUCGACAAAGACCAAGAUUCCUGUCGGCUGACGGUACUUCUCUCGGGCCAGAUCCAGCAUGCGGAACGUGUCGCAAAAAGUGCCGCAAAUGCGACCGCAAGCGGCCAAUCUGCGACAGAUGCCGGACCAAAGGCCUGCACUGCGAGGGCUACCCCCCGAGAUUCCAGUUCUGCGAGAUGGUCACGGUAUCGGAGCGUGGAAGUUCCAGCAGUCGGCCGAGGCGCGGUAGCAAUCCACCGUCACCGUCCCGCUCACUUCCAGUUUCCAACCAGUCGCCAUCGGGAGUGGCGUUGACGGAGGUGUUGAUGACAGCUUCAGUGCAAACUCAGUCUCAUGAUACAUCCUUCUCUCCUGAUGAGUUCAGCCUGGAUGCCACCGGCCUGAGUCUCUCAUCACCACCGUCGCCGAUAUCACCAUCGCCACCAUUGGCAUCGCCUCCUCAGGGACCCACCACUCCUCUCACCGGCAGCCCAGACCUCGACCACGAUCUGCUGACAAACCAAACUCUCAUUAUUCACUUUGACCGUAAGCUCAGUAAACAUCUCACAAUCCAUACUGAGGGGACAGAAAAUCCCUUCAGGGACCACGUCUUGCCGCUCGCGUAUCAACACCAGGGCGUAUUGCACGCCCUGCUCGGGUUCUCAGCAUGCCACAUGCACCUGUCUGGGACAGAUGAGAGCCAGCACUUCGUGACGACGGCGCUCCGAUACCGAGUCUUGGCUCUGCGCUCCCUCGGCUCGUUGCUGCUUAAGGAAGAGAUGGAGGGGCUUUCAAGCUCCGAGGAGGAGUUUGUUUUGGCAAUGGUCCUCUUAUUGGUCUUCCAUGACAUCUGCGAGACUGGCAUCUCCUCCCACGGAGCUCACCUGACCGGCAUCGCGUUCCUGUGCGCAAGAUUGGCCUGCCCGCCUGACUUCUCAACGCGAUCUCCGGCUAGCAUGUUCUUUAUCUCCGCUCUCGCAUGGCUGGACAUGCUACGAGGUUUCAGCGGCGCGGAGAAGCUUGCGUACUCUGAUGAGGUGCGCAAGUGCGUCAGGGAUCACGGCAGCCUAAGCUUGCACACCCUAGUUGGCUGCCCACCGGUCAUCUUCCACCGGAUUGGUCAAGUCUUGGAGGCUGGAAAGAAGUAUCUCAAUGGAAGCUUAUCAUUGGACCAGUUUCAGCUUGUCCUUGACGACGCGGAGAAGUUCCUGCGCGGUUGGGACCCUGAUCAGGCAGUCUAUCCCACGAAGCAUCCAGAAUGGAAGCACCUGGCGGAGGCAUACCGACACGCCUGUCUCUUACGCGUGCUCCGUUUCCCCGAUUCGUUUGCGCUAUCGUGCGAAGACGACCGGAUCAAGGCGUCAGUUGCCGCCAUCCUUGACGUCUGUGCCGCGGUUCCAAGGGACUCGGUAUUCUACAAGCGGCUCCUGUUUCCCUUAUUCUUGGCCGGAGCCGACACAUCUUCUUCGCAUCAGACGCACUAUACCAGCUGGUGUGUUGGCGAGAUCAAGCACUCGACAGGGUUUCAGCAUCCGGCAAUGACGGAAAUGCUGACCAAAGUCUGGGAAGGGCGACGGUCCAAUCCAAACGGCUGGUCCAACGUUCCUUGGAUGGAAUUCACAUGUUCCUCACUGCUCCAGUCCCAGCAUGCGUAUCUCUUCUUCUAA
This is a messenger RNA of Ilyonectria robusta, 1662 nucleotides long. Its product is annotated as fungal-specific transcription factor domain-containing protein. Gene Ontology annotation, biological process: positive regulation of transcription by RNA polymerase II. The transcript is spliced from 5 exons. The record is from RefSeq and is a predicted model, not a curated record. NCBI's taxonomy places the organism in Eukaryota, Fungi, Ascomycota, Sordariomycetes, Hypocreales, Nectriaceae. The coding region runs from base 1 to 1662 and encodes 553 amino acids. Gene Ontology annotation, molecular function: zinc ion binding; transcription cis-regulatory region binding; DNA-binding transcription factor activity, RNA polymerase II-specific. Gene Ontology annotation, cellular component: nucleus.